Manis pentadactyla (Chinese pangolin) is the source of this 1487-nucleotide messenger RNA. It is a transcript of the gene GALK1, whose product is annotated as galactokinase 1. The transcript has 8 exons. Gene Ontology annotation, biological process: carbohydrate phosphorylation; galactose metabolic process. Gene Ontology annotation, molecular function: ATP binding; galactokinase activity. The record is from RefSeq and is a predicted model, not a curated record. Lineage: Eukaryota; Metazoa; Chordata; Mammalia; Pholidota; Manidae. The coding region runs from base 53 to 1231 and encodes 392 amino acids. Gene Ontology annotation, cellular component: cytoplasm; cytosol.
GCCCCAGCAUCCAGCGCUGCCCCGGCGUGGGCCGAGCUGCAGCCUGGGCGUCAUGGCCGCGUGGAGACGGCCCCAGGCUGGGGAUCUGCUGGCCGAGGCCCGGAGAGCUUUCCGGGAGGAGUUCGGGGCCGAGCCCGAGCUGGCCGUGUCGGCGCCGGGCCGCGUCAACCUCAUCGGGGAGCACACGGACUACAACCAGGGCCUGGUGCUGCCCAUGGCGCUGGACCUUGUGACUGUGCUCGUGGGCAGCCCCCGGGCCGAUGGACUGGUCUCCCUCCUCACCACGUCUGAGGAUGCUGACGAGCCCCGACGGCUGCAGUUCCCACUGCCCACAGCCCAGCGGUCGCUGGAGCCUGGGACCCCCCACUGGGCCAACUAUGUCAAGGGAGUGAUUCAGCAUUACCCAGCUGGCCCCCUCCCUGGCUUCAGCGCAGUGGUGGUCAGCUCAGUGCCCCUGGGGGGUGGGCUCUCCAGCUCAGCAUCUCUGGAAGUGGCCACAUACACCUUCCUGCAGCAGCUCUGCCCAGACUCAGGGGCAGUAACUGCCCGGGCGCAGGUGUGUCAGAGGGCCGAGCACAGCUUUGCAGGGGUUCCCUGUGGCAUCAUGGACCAGCUCAUCGCACUGCUGGCGCAGAAAGGCCAUGCGCUGCUCAUUGACUGCAGAUCCCUGGAGACUAGCCUGGUGCCACUUUUGGACCCCAAGCUGGCCGUGCUCAUCACCAACUCCAAUGUCCGCCACUCACUGGGCUCCAGUGAGUAUCCACUGCGGCGGCGCCAGUGUGAAGAAGUGGCCCGAGCACUGGGCAAGGACAGCCUUCGGGAGGUGCAGCUGGAGGAGCUGGAGGCUGGCAGAGAGCUGGUGAGCAAGGAGGGCUUCCAGCGAGCACGGCACGUCGUGGGUGAGAUCCGGCGCACGGCCCAGGCAGCGGCCGCCCUGAACCGGGGUGACUACAAAGCCUUUGGCCGCCUCAUGGUAGAGAGUCACAACUCGCUUAGGGAUGACUAUGAGGUGAGCUGUCCGGAGCUGGACCAGCUGGUGCAGGCCGCGCUCUCUGUGCCUGGGGUUUAUGGCAGCCGCAUGACAGGUGGUGGCUUUGGUGGCUGCACUGUGACCCUGCUGGAGGCCUCUGCCACUGCCCAGGCCAUGCAGCAUAUACAGGAGCAGUACAACGGCACUGCCACCUUCUACCUGUCCCAGGCGGCUGAUGGCGCCAAGGUGCUGCACUGGUGAGGCACUCCCCUGGGACGCACACAGCCGGCACAGAGCUCCGUGUUCUGCUGCCUGCUGUCUGCAUCUGGGUGCUCAGUAAACUUGUGCCUCCAGCCGUUACACCUGCCUGCCUCUAGGGGUGUGUGUGCUCGGGCACCACAGAAGGGUAGGUGUCAGAGCUGCUCCCCUGCUCUGGACAGGCCCUGGAAGAUCAGCAGGGCCACAAGGCAGGGCCAAGUGGCACCAAAAUCUUUUAUUAAAGGCAGAACAAAGCUGG